AUAUAGAAACGGAAUUAUCCGAAUUAAUGAUUCUUUUGUUUCACACGAGAAGAAAAAAUCCUAAAUUGUUAAGCGCACGUACGCCUCCAACAAUUGCAACACGAAAAUGUCUAGAGAUGAUAAUGGUUGGUCAAAGCUUUAUCCUGAUCUUUUGCGAUCGAUAUUCGAAAGCUUGAGUUGCUUGGAUUUUCAUCGAGCAGGAACCGUUUGUUCAAACUGGUAUGCCGUAUCUCGAUCAUGUCCUCUGUAUCCAUGGAGAAUCGUAUUCCGAGGUAAGAAUUCUGUCUUGUUUGAUCCAAUACAAGACAAGAUCUACACCAAAAAUCUUCUUGGAAUCGACUUGUCCAAAAUCCAUUGUCUUGCUAGUUAUGGUAAUUGGAUCCUAAUCGUAGAUCCUCGUUUAGAUUUCUACCUCUUGAACGUGUUUACUCGCGAGACGAUCAAUCUUCCUUCAUUAGAGUCAUCGCUACGUGGUGAUCGUCCUUUUAGAUUCAUACGAAAUGAUGACGAGUCUGGAUACUUUCUUGAGCUCUACGGCACCAAGUUUCUCUUGACGUGGAACGAUUUUAGGUUUGAGAAAACUGCUAUCCUGUGGGUAAACGGGAGAAAUGGAGAUUACGUUGUUGCUUGGGCUAUCAAACAGUUCUAUAUCUUCUCAUACAAAAAAAUAGGAAAUGAUGAUGAUGAUAAGCGAUGGAGUAUCACAUGCACACAAUGUGAGGAUAUGGCUUAUAAAGAUAACAAGCUUUAUGUGUAUACAUUUGAUCAUUACAUCAACAUUCUUGAUUUCUCUGGAAAUUCUCCUAAAGAACCCAUGGAAGAAAACCCUUAUCUUAGUCAUCCUUUUAGUUUCGUAGAUGCGAUUUAUAAGUUGAGACUUGCGGUCACAAGGGAAGGAAAGGUUCUAAUCGUUCUGAGUUUAGUAGGGUUAGAUAAAAAGAUUUGCAUCUACAAGCUGAAUCUUAAGAUUGGUGAUUGGGAAAUAGUAGAGUCCUUGGGAGAUGAAAUGUUGAUUUUUGGUCAUGGGGUCACAAUAAGAGCACCGGACAAAGAUAUUAGUGGGGGAGGACUCAAGAGUGAUUCAAUAUGUUUUCUUUAUGAUGACUAUUUGUCUGAUCAUUAUCUUACAAUGAAGAGACAACCAAUUUGCGGUGUGUUCGAUCUUGCGACAAGUACAAUCACAUGGCAUACAAGAUUAGAAGACCUGUCUUCGAAGAUUUGUUGGUUUGUUCCAGGAUGUGCUUAGUCUAAAACUCUCCUCCUCAGUCUCUGAUUUUGGUUUUA
Arabidopsis thaliana (thale cress) is the source of this 1284-nucleotide messenger RNA. RefSeq names its product F-box only protein (DUF295). Lineage: Eukaryota; Viridiplantae; Streptophyta; Magnoliopsida; Brassicales; Brassicaceae. Bases 107 to 1246 code for a protein of 379 amino acids. The transcript has a single exon. The record is from RefSeq and is marked reviewed.